AUGAGACUUCUCUCCGCCACCAUGCUGGUGGGAGCCGCCUCUGCGGCGGCUCCGGGCUUCCAGCAGGUCAUGGGCAUCCACCAGGAGCAGCUAGAGGAUGUCGUCAAGCAGGGCUCCGAUGCCUUCAAGCAUAGCUCGGAAGCCUUCUCUAAGCCUCUCGAGCAGCUCAAAGAACAGUUCAAGACACUUUCGGGCGAGGCUCGUGAGAUGUGGGAUGAAGUUUCUCACUACUUUCCCAACUCUAUGGACCACGCUCCUAUGCUGUCUCUGCCCAAGAAGCAUACUCGCCGUCCUAGCUCUCAUUGGGACCACAUUGUUAGUGGCCAGGACGUGCAAAGCGUCUGGGUCUCGGGUGCCGAUGGCACUAAGGAGCGUGAGAUCGAUGGCAAGCUCGAUGCCUAUGAUCUGCGAGUGAAGAAGGUGGACCCCAGUGUCUUGGGCGUCGAUCCCGAUGUUAAGCAGUACAGUGGUUAUCUCGAUGAUAACGAGAAUGAUAAGCAUUUGUUCUACUGGUUCUUCGAGUCACGCAACGAUCCCGAGAAUGACCCCGUCGUUCUCUGGCUGAACGGUGGCCCUGGGUGCUCUUCUCUCACUGGUCUUUUCAUGGAGCUUGGUCCCAGCUCUAUCAACGCGGAAAUUAAGACCGUCUACAACGAAUACUCUUGGAACUCCAAUGCUUCGGUGAUUUUCCUGGAUCAGCCUGUCAAUGUCGGCUACUCCUACAGUGGUGGUGCCGUCAGCGACACCGUGGCCGCUGGCAAGGAUGUCUAUGCCCUCAUGACCCUCUUCUUCAAGCAGUUUCCCCAGUACGCUAAGCAGGAUUUCCAUAUCGCUGGAGAGUCCUACGCUGGCCACUACAUUCCCGUCUUUGCCUCGGAGAUUCUGUCCCACAAGAAGCGCAACAUCAACCUCAAAUCUGUACUCAUUGGAAAUGGCUUGACUGACGGUCUGACCCAGUAUGAGUACUACCGCCCCAUGGCGUGCGGUGAAGGUGGCUACCCUGCUGUUCUGGAUGAGCAGAGCUGCCAGUCCAUGGACAAUGCCCUGCCUCGCUGUCAGUCGAUGAUCCAGGCUUGCUACGACAGCGAGAGCUCUUGGGUGUGCGUGCCGGCCUCCAUCUACUGUAACAAUGCCAUGAUGGGUCCCUACCAGCGCACCGGCCAGAAUGUCUACGAUGUCCGCACAAAGUGUGAUGGCGAUUCCAGUCUUUGCUACAAGGGCAUGAACUACGUCAGCGACUAUCUCAACCAGGCGGAGGUUCGGGAGGCUCUUGGCGCCGAGGUGGAUGGUUACGACUCAUGCAACUUCGACAUUAACCGUAACUUCCUGUUCCACGGUGACUGGAUGAAGCCUUACCACCAUCUGGUCCCUGGUAUUCUCGAGCAGAUCCCCGUCCUUAUCUACGCCGGCGAUGCCGAUUUCAUCUGCAACUGGCUCGGCAACAAGGCCUGGACUGAGGCUCUUGAGUGGCCGGGCCAGUCCAAGUUCGCCGCCGCGGAUCUGGAGGAUCUCGUUGUCGAGCAGAACGAGCACGUCGGCAAGAAGAUCGGACAGGUCAAGUCCCACGGCAACUUUACCUUCAUGCGCAUCUACGGCGGUGGCCACAUGGUACCCAUGGAUCAGCCUGAAUCUAGUCUGGAGUUCUUUAACCGCUGGCUGGGUGGUGAGUGGUUCUAA
Molecule: messenger RNA, 1677 nt
Organism: Penicillium maclennaniae
Lineage: Eukaryota; Fungi; Ascomycota; Eurotiomycetes; Eurotiales; Aspergillaceae
Gene: cp3
Product: carboxypeptidase C PRC1
Exons: 2
Coding region: 1-1677 (558 amino acids)
Biological process (GO): proteolysis
Cellular component (GO): fungal-type vacuole
Molecular function (GO): serine-type carboxypeptidase activity
Source: RefSeq, a predicted model, not a curated record